Saccoglossus kowalevskii is the source of this 3618-nucleotide messenger RNA. RefSeq lists its product as uncharacterized. Gene Ontology annotation, biological process: signal transduction. The record is from RefSeq and is a predicted model, not a curated record. NCBI's taxonomy places the organism in Eukaryota, Metazoa, Hemichordata, Enteropneusta, Harrimaniidae. Gene Ontology annotation, molecular function: protein binding.
AUGCCAACUAAGGCAGCAGACUUAGUCGACGAAAAUGCCGGGCAACGGGAUAACAUCGGAUGCAAGGGAAAGAUGUCUCAAUAUAGGGACUCACUGAGGGAGGAGAAGGAAGUUAUCGAAACCUGUGAGAUAAGUAAAUAUGAUGAUGAAAACUUGCAGAAAACUAUCGACGAUAUCCGUUUGGUUUUGGAUGUUGCCAAUUACAUUUGUUCCUCGCUGUCGGAAGGCAUGUUGAUGUUACCACAGACGCUUCAGGACACCGUUGAGGUUAUACGCAGUCGAAUAAAAGUAGUACCGCCUUGGGUCAAGAUCGAUAAAAAUGCAGUAGCUGUUCGUCUUUGGAAGGCAGCUAAUGUAAUGGAUCAGUUGUCAGAGUAUGCUAUCGAAACUGAGAAGUUGGCAAAACGAACUGCUGCUCUUGCUGCAGAAGCAUCCAAGAAAGCAGAUAUGACAGCAUCAGAUCUGACUGCAGCUUUAAAGGAAUUACAGAAAGCCCAAGCAGACACUGAAUCCCGUGAAAAGAAGGAAAAGGAAGAGAAGGAGAAAUCUGACAAAAAAGAAAUCGCCAAUGAAGGGAAAAAACAUGCUGAAAAAGUGCGCAAAUUAGCAGAUGAAACAUCCAGUGUAGUUAAUGAUGCGAAAAAAAUCGUUCAAAAUGCAGAAAAGCUAGCUAAACAGAGUAGCGGAACUAAUCCGGAAGUGCCAACAAAGUUAGAAGAAGCACAAACAGCAAUAGAUAAAGCAACAGAAGCUUUGGUGGAAACAAAAAAAUCAGCUGAUGCCGCAGAGUCCACUUCAAGCAAUAUGGCCGAUUUAAGUGCAAAGAAAAAUAUUCCUGUUGAUACAGUCAAACAAUCCGAAGAUCAGAUACAACAACACUUUGAAAAAGCAAAUGAAUCGUCAGAAGAAGCAAAAACAUACGCCAAGACAGCAAAAAGGGCAGGAUCUAAGGUAGUCGAGAUUGUAGAAGAAGAAAAAGCUCGGGAUAAGGCAUGGAAAACGGCAAAAGAAGCUAAAAGUGUUGCAAAAGCAGUACGGAAAGAUGCAGAGGUGGCGAAUACUUCUGUUACUGAUUCAGAAAGAUUAGCAGAUGAUAUCAAGCGAGAUAUUGAAGAAGCUGUGACGGUUGAAGACAGUUUAAGAUCACUUAUAGAAGAACUGAAACAAGUUUCAGAAAAUGUGACAAAAGCAGCAGAGAAGGCCGAAAUACAGUCAGAAGAAAUAGAAAAACUAAAAACAGAAGGAGGGGAGUCGGAAGAUGUGGCAAGGGUUACUGCAGAAACUAAAGAUAUUAUCAGAGAAGCUAAAGAAUCUGCAGAAAGUUGUAAAAGACUUUCGGCAAAAGCAGCUGAAAUUGGAGAACGAGCUAAAAUACUGAUUGAGAAACAGGCAGCUGUUGCAACAAGCAAGUCAUUUGCAGAUGAAGCCCAAUCUCUUAUUGCUGAACUCCGACAGCUGGAUGAAGAUGCAACACAGGCAAUUUCAAAAGCUAAGGAGAUGGUGGGCGAGGAGAAUGUAGAUAAAUCAGAGAUGUCAAAGAAAAACACCGAAACAGUUGGUGGAACAAAAAGUGCCGAUCUUGAUUGUGAAUCCAUUUUAGUAGAUGCAGAAACAAAUCACAAAGAAGCAGCAGCAAUCUUGGAGGAAGCCGAAAAAUCUGUCGAGAAAACUACAGAUGCUGCACAAGACGUAGAAGAAAGAUAUAAAACUAACCACUCAGUAGAUGACAUAAAUAAAUUUGCAGCAAAAACAGGGAAAUGUAUAGAGGAUACAAGAGCAAAAAUAACGAAAGCAACACAGAAUGAAGUGAAAGCCAAAUCAUCAGCAACACAAAUUAUAAACCACAUAGACACUGGGAGAACAAGAAUACUUGGUAAUGAAACUCUACGAACAGCCAAAGAUUUUCUACAGCUUGCCUAUAAAGACCUGGAAGAAUCCAAUUCCAUUUCGACUGAAGCUCAGGAAAUUGCUUCCAGGGUGACAUCAGAUAUGGAAGAUAGUGAAACCAUGGUUGAAGGAAUCAAAGUUACUGGAACAAAGGCAAAAGGAAAUGCUGAAACAUUGCAAAGGCUGGUGACUGACAUAGAAGGCAGGACAUCAAUGUUGGAGACAUCUAUGGCUGGAGCAGAUCAAUUACAGAAAAUAAAGGACGACAUUGCCCAUCUUAAACAAGGCAUAGAAGAGAUGACAACAGUAGCUGAAGAAGCAAGAGAGGUUAAUAAAGAUUGUCGUACAAAUGCCAGUGAGAUUGGACAGCGGGUUGCAACACAUGAAAGACUUGAAGCAUCCAAAUCGACCUCUCCUUUAAUUGACGAAGCAAAAAGAGUGGCCAGAGACGCUCGUGAGUUAGUUCAAGAAGUUAAACAGUCUACAAAGGACACACAACAAGCAGCCGAUGACUGUGGAAGAGACACAGAUGAAGCAAGACGAGCAAUACAAAUAGCAGAAGAGGCAGUUCAGGAAACCAGGAAAGCUGGGAGUGAGGCAACACGUUCAGCUGAAUCUAUUGACAGGGCUAUUGAUGACUUGACAUCAGUUAUAAAAAAUGAAAAAUCAACAGCGCAAGAAGUAAAGACAAAGGAAGAAAAACUAAGAAAUCGCACGGGCAUUGCCGAACAAGCUAUUGAAAAAGCAAAAUCUGCCAUGGAAAGAUCAGUUCACGCAGUUGAGGACAUGACAAAAAAGAACCCUAAACACUGGACUUUUAAAAAGUAUGUAUCGGCAGAUGGAGAUGUUCUCUCUGUUGUGCGAGCUCCUGAGGAGGUAUUGGAAGGCUUGGAAAUUGUAUGCAAGGAGAACGAGAGUCUAACAAAAACUGUGAUUGGAGAGCAUGAAGAGUUACUAAGCAACGUUGUUUCAUUGGACCCCCAGGAUGCAACUUUGAAGAAGCCUGUACUGAUUGCUAUACGAUACACACCAACAGUACGAAUCACCGGCUACGAGGUCGUUGUUAAAGCGAGAGACAAAAGUGGUGACUGGAAGGUGGUGGCAACAAAUUCAACAGAGAGAAAUUUUGAUGAAAUUCGGGGGCUGACGUUUGCUGAGGUUAAAGCCGAAAAACUGUCUACAUACGUGGUUGUGAGACGAAUUGUCCGGGAUCGCCACUCAAUGGGACGUAGGGGAGGUACUGUGACAUCAUCCAUCGAACCGCGUGUAACCGUUAAAUAUCUGAAAGAUACAUUUCUCUCAUCUACUGAUGUAACACUGCAGGUCAUUCCCACAGAUACACACCAUGUACAUGCAAGAAAACAAAAAUGGGAUACCCUGAAGUACAUUGUCUCAGCUUCGCCAAUACUACACAUAACGCAUGCGCGUGACGCCAAAGCAAAAAAGACGUUAGUAAUAACUUUGCCUGUGUAUCAGCUCGUUCCACACGAUGAAGAAGAAAAGAAAGAUGAAGAGAAGGCUUCUAGUGAUGAAUUCGGUUUUGGUAUGGCCAAAAGUCAACAGCGACAGGGGCAGCAGAAGAAGAAAAAGGAAGAGCCAAGGAAUACCGGUGAAGUAUUAUUCAUGGGGAGGAAUGGUCAGAGUUCAUGGGAACAAGUCAAAGGUGCCGAGCUUCGACACAGGCAAAGUGGUGGAAUAGAGGCCAAAGUAUCAGAUGGCUAUGACAGGUAA